Molecule: messenger RNA, 2250 nt
Organism: Carassius gibelio (silver crucian carp)
Lineage: Eukaryota; Metazoa; Chordata; Actinopteri; Cypriniformes; Cyprinidae
Product: alpha-methylacyl-CoA racemase-like
Exons: 6
Coding region: 248-1396 (382 amino acids)
Biological process (GO): bile acid metabolic process
Cellular component (GO): mitochondrion
Molecular function (GO): alpha-methylacyl-CoA racemase activity
Source: RefSeq, a predicted model, not a curated record
GUGUUAUCAGGUGUUGUUUGCUCAGAUGUGUUCUGGACAGAAAACAUAAAUAACAGAUUGUUGUUAUUUAGAGAUGGUCGUUUACUGGUUUAAUAAGAAGUUUGGAAUGGACAGCUGCAACGAUACAUACUUGGAGUGAACUGUGACCUAAAUAACAACUGUCAUUUGUUUGUGAUUGUGGCUUCAUUUAUCUUUUUUUUCUUUUUUUCUUUUUUUUUUUCACGAGCAGCAUACAUUGUGUUCCAUUAUGGCUCUGGCAGGAGUGCGUGUAAUCGAGCUCGCGGGGCUGGCCCCUGCGCCCUUCUGCGGGAUGAUACUGGCCGACUUCGGUGCAAGGGUGAUCCGGGUAGAUCGGACAAAGGUGCCAAUGACUGUAGAUACUCAAGCAAGAGGCAAACAAUCAGUGGCCUUGAAUCUAAAGAACCCCAGAGGUGUCGCUGUUUUGAAAAGACUGUGUGUCCAGUCAGAUGUGGUUCUGGAGCCCUAUCGUAAAGGUGUUAUGGAAAAGAUGGGAUUAGGUCCUGAAGAUUUACUUAAAGAGAACCCGCGUCUGAUUUACGCACGGCUCACCGGCUAUGGUCAGAGCGGAUCCUAUGCCAAGGCUGCCGGGCAUGAUAUCAACUACCUGGCCAUGUCAGGGUUGCUGUCCAUGCUGGGCCGUAGCUCGGAGAAACCCUACGCUCCAUUGAAUUUGGUGGCAGACUUUGCUGGAGGUGGUCUCAUGUGUGCCUUUGGGAUUGUGUUGGCUCUCCUGGAAAGAAGCAGGUCAGGACAAGGCCAGAUCAUUGAUGCCAGCAUGGUUGAAGGUGCAGCAUAUGUCGGCUCCUUCAUGUGGAAGUCCCGAAGCCUCGGCCUGUGGAAUCGUCCACGUGGGGAAAACUUGCUGGAUAGUGGUGCUCCGUUCUAUGACACGUACCGUACGUCGGAUGGAAAGUACAUGGCAGUGGGAGCGAUUGAGCCUCAGUUCUAUCAACAGCUUAUUCAAGGUUUGGGCUUAUACGAGGCUGACCUGCCCGCACAAAUGAGUGUAUCGGAUUGGCCGCAGCUAAGGCAAACAUUCACCCGGGUGUUUGCCAGCAAGACACAGGAGGAGUGGAUUCGAGUCUUUGACGGGACAGAUGCCUGUGUCACCCCUGUGCUGUCUUUGGAUGAGGUACUCUCUCACCCCCACAACCAGGCACGGGGGUCAUUCUUCAAGGACUCUCAGGGGGAAAUUAGCCCUCGACCUGCACCCGUUCUGUCCCGCUCCCCUGCGGAGCCCUGUCACUCCCGGGACCCAUUCAUCGGAGAGCACACUCGCUCUGUGCUGAAGGAGUACGGGUUCGAGCAAGCACAAAUAGAACAGCUCUUGUCUGCCGGUAUUGCAGAGUGUAACGAAGCCAAAGCGCGUCUGUAAAUCAGACUCUGACUGGAGAAUCAUUAAACUCUGUGGCCAAUGAUGCAGCGCGGGAAUCUGAGCACUUGAACUCCUCCGUCUUGUUGAGUGAGUGUGAGGGGGCAUUUCAGAACAAAAUUACCGUCCCUUGUGAAUCACUGGGUGCUGCAGUGGACUAAAUGAUCCUGGGCUUUUGAGUAAAAAUACCACCACCCCCCAAAAUUAAACUAAUUUGUAAUUGCAGCAUAAUUAAAGCCUAUUGCAAACAUUAUGUCUUAAUCUUAACAUCCUUAUAUUUGUCAGUAACUGCAUCAUUCUUUCAGCAAAGAUAUUUAACGUUCACUUCUUUUAAGACCGUUUUGAAUAAAUGGUAUGGUUGAAGGCAUUUUAUUUACAGUUGAUUAAAGUGAACCACUUUUGGUUGUGAAUUGAAAUACUUGACUAAUAAGUGUCUUCAGCAAGAAGAGCUGAGUGUGAGUCAUAGACUAAUUAAUAGAGUGAAAUAUUUGCCUUUGCCUAAUUAUUAGGGAGUGCUGAUGACCUAAGAUAAUGGUAUGAGGAUAAAACCAAUUAAUGAUUCAGCUUAAGGUGAAGAUUUCUGCCAUAAUAAUAUAGCUUGUAUUAAAGUGUAACACUUGGUGAACAACGUAGUGGUCUUUAUUAUGAUACAGGUGGCCGUUUUUGUGUGGUCUGCGUUUGUUAUAAGAAAUGGGGACAGUAAGGUUGUCGCUUUGUAACAUUAUAAAUGUCUUUACUGUGACUUCAAUGUAAUGCAUCUUUUCUCAAUGAAAGCAUUCAUUUCUGUUACCGAGCCCAAGCCUUUAAACAGUAGUGUAUUUUCAAAAUUAAUAAAAGAGACCAUAGAGAUCAAGACA